Sarcophilus harrisii (Tasmanian devil) is the source of this 556-nucleotide messenger RNA. RefSeq names its product beta-defensin 126-like. The transcript has 2 exons. NCBI's taxonomy places the organism in Eukaryota, Metazoa, Chordata, Mammalia, Dasyuromorphia, Dasyuridae. Gene Ontology annotation, biological process: innate immune response. The coding region runs from base 71 to 508 and encodes 145 amino acids. The record is from RefSeq and is a predicted model, not a curated record. Gene Ontology annotation, cellular component: extracellular region.
UCACAGUAUACAGGGAGGUCUCUCAGUUCUCCAUUAACCCUGCCGGUUCUCUGUCCAAGGGACAUCAACCAUGAAGCUCCUUCUCCUGGCCUUUGCCAUUAUCUCAUUUCUGGCACAGAGAACCCAAGCUGGUUGGGGAGAAAAAAAAUGCUUCAAUAACGUGGGGCGCUGUCGUGCGAGCUGCAAGAGUAAUGAGAAGGAGCAUAGUACGUGCCUUAAUAAGAAAAUGUGCUGUGUGCCCUUGGACAAGCUUCCGAAGGAAUCUUCAGAUUCGUCCGCGUCGGGCACGACUGCCACAGCACCUCCCAAAGCCGGAGCCUUGACCACCCAAGCAGCUGCAGGCGGCUCUCCGGCUGCAGCUGCCCCGGCCGCAGCUACUGCAGCCGCAGCCACCCCAGCGGCCGCAGCCCCACCACCGCCCCCACCACCGCCGCCCCUUAGCAGGGAGGUGAAUAGAGUGAAGAGUAAGGAGAAAGCAAUGUCAGAGAGCUCGACUGCCUCCGCCUGAGUACCCAUCAGGGCACCUGCUCAACUCUAGGCUCAAUAAAGUGUUCUG